Solea solea (common sole) is the source of this 6945-nucleotide messenger RNA. RefSeq lists its product as uncharacterized. Gene Ontology annotation, biological process: tRNA 5'-leader removal. Gene Ontology annotation, cellular component: ribonuclease MRP complex. The record is from RefSeq and is a predicted model, not a curated record. The coding region runs from base 785 to 1618 and encodes 277 amino acids. NCBI's taxonomy places the organism in Eukaryota, Metazoa, Chordata, Actinopteri, Pleuronectiformes, Soleidae. The transcript has a single exon. Gene Ontology annotation, molecular function: RNA binding.
GACACUCCUCCUGUGAGCAUUUGUGAGGCAGCUUCUGUCCCUUAUGUCUCUUUGUGGGGAACAGAACAGUCUUCCCAGAGCAUCACAGGAGACAAAACAGAUCUCUGGGGAGGAAACACCAGCCGCAGACCUCAAUGCAUACCUGACCUCAACUUCAGUGGAUGCCAAGAUAGGCACAAGGACAGGAGACGCACACCCUCUGAAGCUGGAGUAAAACAUCCAAGAAGUGGACCUUAACAGACGGACAAGCCAAGAGGUCACUUUUGAGUUCAAAUCUACAUAAUCGUCAGAUCAAAAUCAACGACGCUGGACUGGAUCGCUAAGAAAAAGGUGGAGUCUUAAUUUGAGCUUUAAGUUUCUCUGCAGAAAAGUUUUGUUAAAAAGAUCAAAAGAAUCAUAUGAGAUGCAUACAAACUUGGGAAACGAAGGAAAGAAGAUAAUUUAGCCAAGUAUUUUUUUUUCUCUCCAUCUUCAGAGCACUUUUCCAAAUAUUCACUUGAGGUAGGAAAUUGAGAUACUCUUUCAAGAAUAUCUUAAAUGGUCCCGACAGUGCUCCUAAUUCACCAGCCAGGCGUUUAUCUUAUUUCUCCAGCUCCUUCUGAGGGAGCAUUAAAGACUUCAUUGAUAGUGCUCUAGGGGAGCGGUUAAUAUUUCUUAUAUGAAGUCUUGAAACUUUAUAGCUGUUGACUGAAGAGAGAGAAAUGUGCAACAUUUGAGAUAAUGGUGCCGAGCUGUUUCCAAGUGUGUCUGGACUAACACUGCAACAGCACUGAGGACAGUAGCUAUGUUCACAGGGUGUGGAGUGGUCACUGGCCAAAACCAGUACCUGACCAGAGACGCAGUCAGGCCCCACCCAGGACUCGAGGUGAACACACCGAUUCAAAUGGAGAAUGUAGUAGCCCCGGGGACCUGCGCUAUCUACCAGGGUGACACUUACAGCAAUGCUAUGCAGCCAGCAGUGGUCGAUGUCCCCAAUCCUCUGAAGCCAGCACCACUAGCAGUACCUCCCCCAGCACUAAAACUAGGGCAGGACGGGUUCAAGAAAGUCUGCCGAACUGAGGAGGACAGUCCCUGCCCCUUUCCAGGAUUGGCCUCUGGGGUGCUGGAGAUGCGCGUGAAGGAAGGAAGUAAGAUCCGCAACUUAAUGGGAUUUGCCAUGGCACGUAUGCAAGGAGAGAAAUGUGAAAGUGGGAGAGAUGUGAGCGGAGGUGGACUGAGGCAGGUGGUCUUCAGUGGGUCGGGUCGCGCAGUCACAAAGACUAUCACCUGUGCUGAGAUCAUGAAACGAAAAGUGGGCUCGCUGCACCAGCUGACCAAACUCCGGUACAAGGUAGUCAAAGAGGUGUGGGAAAGUACUGAAGGGAGCUCAUCUGAGAUGACAGUGCACAGGACCGUGCCCUCCAUCAGCAUCCUUCUUUCCAAAGACCCCCUGGAUCCACAGGAACCAGGCUAUCAACCUCCAGAGACUCUUAGUGCUUUGUGGGAGGAGAAAGAGGGUGUCGAAUCUGCUUCACAGACAGCAUGCAAGAGACCUCUAGGACCUUCACCGUACAGCAGUUUCACUCACUGUAAGAGAGUGUGUUUGGGGGAGGGAGUCUCUGUUCUCCCUCCUCACUGACUGGCUGAGCUGGUGUCAAACAGAGGAGAGGAUUGAAUCAGAGUUCAUUUGGAGCUGCCCUCCACUCAAGCACAAUGCUGAGACAAUCAGAACACUCACUGAGACAGAACAGUGCUUUUCGAAAAGAACUGAGCACCAAUUCCAGCCUCCAGAGGUCAGUUUGACUGGGCCCUAAAAGCUUGCCUCUGUUCAUUGAGCAUUUAAGGGAUGUUUUUCCUAGGCACGUUCAAAACAUUCUCUCGCACCAACAAAGAGUGAUGAUGAGUGCUAUUCUGCUGUAAAAUCUAAAACAGAUUAACAUCCCAUUUCACACCCACAAAAGAAAGAGCCAACAAUUGCACAGGUUCCAGAUUGCAGGUGGCAGUAAACUAGAUCUACAGCCUGUGGACAAAAUCAUUUAUUAGCAUCAUGUUACAAUCACCUAUUCUUCUCUUAGUUGUAAUCAAAAAAAAAAAAAAGGUAGACCCAUGAAUAUCAAACUAAAAAACAAAAACAUGAAGCCAUUGAUUUGAAGAAAAAAAAAAAUGCAAAAAAUUAUUUUCUUUUGUCUGAUUAUGACCUCUCAUGAAAACAAAAUUAAAUACAUUUUUUUCCAAUGGAAAUUCUGUUUUGUAUUUCGUCUGUCUUAUAUUGAAUCGGAAAAGCUCUGAUUGAACAGAAAAUCACAGUGUGCUGAUCUUUUGAUAAGAAUAACUGCAGUGAAAUGUGUCUGCAGGAAAAAAAACAGAUUUAAUGACAAAGCUGUUGAUAAGGCACAGCUCCUAAACCAACGCAGCCUGACAUAAAUGCCGAGAGCAGAAAUACAAGCACAGAUUAUCAUUAAGAUAACAACAUAACAUCACACAACACAGUGGAGAAAGAGAUUAAAACUAGGCUCCACAGAGCUAAACACAACGCUGUUUCUACAAAAUAUGAAUCUAGGCAACAGGCUACACUUCUUCCCCCUUCAGCUUGCAGGCCUCCCCUCCAUAUAUAUUGCGUAUGGUACAGUCUGUUUCUUUCACUAUAUAAUUAUUAAACAGUUUCUUAAGCAAAGUAAUAUGCUGAACAAGGACAUCUACAAAGAGCCACAUCUUUAGAGCAACACUUCUACACUGCCUGACUGACAUAAUAAAUUAAACACUCCAGCUGACAUUUCUUUAUGUCGCCUCCCUGCAUUUUCAUACCAUUAUUUACCAGAAAAGAAAGAAACCUCUCAGUAACGCUGAAGCUUAACUGGAUGCAGCAGACACAAUUCAACUCAGAAGCAGAAAGCACAGUGUUGUUAAAAAAGAAAACAAAACAAGGGCUAAAAGCAUAGCUGUUGAAUUGUAUGGAUUAGACAUUGCUACACAAAAUUCAAGAGAAUUCACCCCAAACAAGACAAACAAAAUAAACCUUCCUCAGAGAGAAAACAAAAUUAACCAACUACUUAAGAACUUUUUCCACUUAAUCAUGUCUUCUAGGGGUUUAAUAACUUAGACAAGAGGAACCUUGUCUAAAGCCUCUACUGGUGAUCUUAAUGAAAAUCUACAAGCGCAGAUAUCUGCCUCCGAAAGUAAAUUAAUCAAAGUGACUGCUAACUGGGGGGACAAUUCUAUUAAAGUAGAGGGAAAGAGACGAGUCACUCAUGGCAUUUUCUGUUCAAAUUCCUCCAGAGGAAUACAAAUUGUGAUAUUUCAUACAGUGGUCAGCCACUGCGUUAUGCGUCUAUGGCAGACAUUGUGAUUAACCUCCCUUUACAAUCCCAUUAAAUGAAUCAGAGCAGAGCAGAACACCCAAGGUUGAAUAAGAAAUGCUGCCACUGCACUACAGCACAUACGUAUGUAGCAAACUGUGUGUCCUCGAGACUGCUGGAAGGUUAUCACUUCAGGUCGCUGUUAUCACAGAGUUAACAGCUUUCACCCAAGAGCCCGUGGGACAGCCAGCCUGCAAUGCAGGUCAAAAAGAUAAUACCGCAAUAAGUAAAUUUCAAAUCGACCUGCAUCUGUUAUCAUGUAUUAAGAAUUCUGGGCCAAGUGUAAAAUGUAGUGGGGGUAAUUAGGGAUAACGGUAUAGCAUACCUGAGUGAGGGAAGAGAUAAAACACACUGACAAAUGCAUUAUCCUGGAGCUAAAUCCAAUGUGGCUGGCACAGAAUAGCAUGGUAGAAGAGACAACAAAGUGCAAGGACAAGGUUAUUUAAAAGUUGAGAGUCCAUUUACCCAAUCAUUUUUGUUCUCAAAUUUGCAGUCAAGGAGGAUGUGGAGGACACACAUACCUGGGCCCAAUAUACACCAAGUUUGGUUAUGCACACUGUGUUUGUAUUGACUACACAUGGAUGUUUCAAAUAUCUUCCCUUUCUAUGAAAUAGACUCAAAUAAGGAAAAGAGGUAAAUACAAUUACUCAUACAUUCACUAUUCACAAAUUAAGAUUAUUUGUGACGGGCGUACGUCUUUGGGGAGCAUUUCUAUUAGAAAACAGCAAAUUUGUCUGUCAAUGCGGCAUAUUAAAGGUUUUGACUGUACAAGAGCACACAAUCAUGACAUAAAAUCUUUUUACUUUUCAAGAUACAUACAGAAAUAUCCCAUUAAAAUGCUUAUUUAUCGUUUAAGUCAUUAAAGAAUAUUAUAUUGACACUGACCAAUCACAGUAAUCUAUCAAUCCAGUCCAGACACAACAGUAACCUUCUGUUUACCAAAGCCAAUAACUGCAUGCACUUACUGUGAAUAAAUUCAUUUUGAAGUUAACAUCAUAAAAGUGCUGGCACUCUUUUUUCCCCCCCCUUCUCUGCUGCUGCAGCAGCAGCAGAUGAGAGUGAGGUCUCUGGGAUGGCGUGGGAGUUCGCUAUCUCUCAGCCUCCAGAUGGCUCCGUCUUCUCUUAUCUAGAAGAAUGGGUACUGCCUCAAUUUUUCAACUCGCCUUAUCUGGGAAUCCUUUAAAUUGAAUAUUUACUGAGCCUAUGUUUUCUGCCUGUGUUAGCCUCUGAAGUCAACAUUCCUCUUGCUUGUCAAGGCAGGCCAAAAGGUUUUUUCUCACUCAUACACUCUCAUUGUCUGCCUUGUCAAGUAAUGGGGUAGUGAUUGAUUAUGUGAUUGCUAGGAGAGAAUGGAAGGUUAAGCAGAAACAAGUGAAGACAUAUUCAAGAACGGCCAUGGAGGGAAUAUGUUCAACAAAGCAGAAAAAUGCAUUCUCUCAAACAUGAAAUCAGGCUGACCUUUGUUUAAUGUCACAGUGAAUUAAUUAUUUUCUAAAAAAAGUCUAUUGUUUUUCUGCACAGUGUAAACUCGAAGUUAAGAGAAUACUUAAGCAGCCAUUGAAAACAUCUUACUGCAAUAUGACUGGCUGUGGUUUAUCUGCAUAAACAAGCCAUGCCACAGCUACUCCCCGGUAAGUGUCUGGAAAUGUCUUUUCAAAACCAUUUUGUGAAAUGCCUCCAUGUUGGAUUAAUCAGCACAGCUGAGGAUGUAAUUGCUGUGCUGAAGUCAAAGCUGUAAGAGCAGAUAAUGAACACUGACUACAUAGCUGCCAGAAUUCGGGGCAAAAGAAAUUAGAAGUUCGCAGACCAAAUGUCUUUUGCAUUCUUUCCAAAGUGCUGAUAGAAAAUGAAGGCACACCACAUUGACACUAAAUAGAGACCAUUUUAAAGCAGCACUGCCUAUGAGUCGACGAAUAGUCUGGACACAGUGGUAUUAUGCAGUUGUGCUGUGAAUACAACGAGACUGGGGAGAAUUAAAAGUUGCUUUAAAUAUUUAAAUGAAAAGCAAAUUAUUUGUGCAUUUUAGAACCCUGCAUGCAUAUCUCACUUCAUGUGUGGGUAUCUGAUCCUUUUUCAUGAGACGGGCUUGUAAAAGGUGGAGAAUUCCAAAAGGGAUUUUAUUUUGGCUGUUGCUGCCCUCUGGUGGACAAGUAAGUCCAAAAUUAUACAGUACACAUACUUGCUCCUUGGAGAGGUUAGUGACUUGUGAAACAGAACAGAAAGACUACCCAUGUGCACAAACGCACACCACUGAUGUUUACAGGCCUGUGAGCAGCAAAGAUUGUUCUGUUUCAGUGAUGCCCACCAAACGGUAGAGACAGGACACAUCAAGCCAUGAGGUAAAAAAUAAAGACAAAUACAGCGGUGAGCUGGAAAUGAAUAGGCCCUUAGUCAGCAUUUGCCCCCUCACCCCUCGGAAAAAAAUACGCUCAAGGGGAAAGUGCUGCUCUAUGGUGGUUGAAUGAUUGGCUGAAUUGUCAUUAUGACUCAAACUGCUACGUUCAUAAGAGGGGGGGGGGAAUGUUCCGUACAGGACUGCUGGGUUGCUGCAUAUUAACAUCCCUUCGUCAUGAUCCACUCAGCACUGAGAGUGAUGGACAUCUAUUACUUCGAGGUGUUAUCCGUGUAAUUGGACUCUCCUUUCCAGUGAGAUCAAUAAAAUCAUUUAAAAGAAACAGCCUAGUGGUUUACUUAAAGUGCAUGAAAAGCAAAUACAGAGUUUCUCCUCGUCACACAUUAUACAGAACAUUUUAGCACAACUCCUCCUCAAAUGCUGUACCUAUAUAGACAGUAUACUCAGAUUUUAUGCCAGUAUAUUGCAGGCCUGGUGGGGCCUCCAGGACUGAACACAAUUAGCUUGUGUGCAAUGGAUUUUCACUGUGAGGAGAGAUCUGUGUUCAAAAGUCUGGUUAUGUUUCAACCAUGGCUGAAACAAUUACUCGAUUAAUCGAUUAUUCAUCGAUUACAAAAAUGAAUCGUCAACUAUUUUGAUAAGCAACUUAUCAGUGUGUAUCAGAGUGAUUUUAAGGAAUUAAAGCAAGUUUUCUGAUUUUUCAGCUUGUUAAAUGUGAAUAUUUUCUUAGCUCCACAUAACAAAGAAAUCAUUCAAACUGAUUAUCUUUUGGACAAGACAAGAAGACGAGACAUUUAAGAACAUCCUUCUUUCCAGGUUUGAGAAACACUGACAUUUUAUGGACCAAACGAUUAAUCGAGAAAACAAUUAACAGAUUAAUUAGAUUAUGAAAAUAAUGGUUAGUUGCAGCCCUAGUAGUUAACAGAACUGACACUGAUAGUAGUCGUUGCUUUCUAGUGUAACAAGACUUUAGCUUGUGUUAAAUUUCCUGCUUGGCUCAUAGACCACGGUCAGAAAUCACAGGGGAGAGGUUUCCUCCAGGACAGAAGUUGUAGCUGUAACUUUCACAAGCAGCUGAUAAACACAAAAUCUGGGAUUCUUUCUUUUUUUUCAGCUAAAUAUUGCUGAAGUUAAUCAUAUUCAGAAAGAAAAAUGCAGUGACAGCCUAGCUAUGUGCAAAUACUUUGAUAUGAUUGAAUUUAUUUUUGUUUUGAUGUUAUCCAAGACUGUGUACUGCCAGAUAAGGGUUCUGUAAGA